This is a messenger RNA of Moneuplotes crassus, 1836 nucleotides long. NCBI's taxonomy places the organism in Eukaryota, Ciliophora, Spirotrichea, Euplotida, Euplotidae. The record is from the annotation of a GenBank genome assembly.
CCACAGUAAAAUUAUAUUAUUAAAAAUGAUUAAUCUAGCUCACUAUCUGUCUGAGAUCAUCACUGAGGCCGUCCAGGCUGAGAUCCCAGAGAUUAAAGAAAAGUUUAUUAUAAAUUCUGAUAAAGAUAAGGAAUGGCAGUAUGCUACCCCCACAGCCAUCAAGAUUUGGAACAUGAAUAAGAAGAAAGGAGGACUUGGAUUCGCCAAUUGUAAGGAACUCGCUGAAAAAAUUGCUGAGAUCAUUCCUACCACAGGCAUUAUUGAAAGAGUGUCUACUCUUAAAGCAGGAAAGGGACCUGAUGACAAAUCAGGCUUCUUCAUCAAUAUUUUCCUCCAGAAGGCAGCUCUUGCAGAAAGACUUAAGGAGUUUGUGUACAAUGAUAUCACUUAUGAAGCAGAAAAGAAGGUCAAGGUAGUUGUUGACUUCUCGUCACCCAACAUUGCCAAGAACAUGCAUGUUGGACACCUCAGAUCUACCAUCAUUGGAGACUCUAUGUGCAGAAUCCUUGAGUAUAUGGGCCACGAUGUUAAAAGAGUUAACCACAUUGGUGACUGGGGAACCCAAUUUGGAAUGUUAAUUUCCCAUAUGGAGGACACAUAUCCUGAUUUCCUUGAGAAACAGCCAAACAUUUCCGAUCUUGAUGGAUUUUAUAAAGAAGCUAAGAAUAGGUUUGAUAAUGAAGAAGACUUCAAGACCAGGUCUAGAGAGACCGUUGUCAAGCUACAGGGUGGAGAUGAAUCCAUCCUCAAAGCAUGGAGGAUGAUCUGUGAUGUCUCUAGAUCCCAAUUUGUCCAAAUCUACGAUAGACUUAAAAUCGUCAACAAUGAGUAUGGAGAGUCUUUCUACAACGAUAUGAUUCCUCCUCUUGUGGAAAGACUUGAGAAGGAUGGUGUCAUUGUUGAAGAUGAUGGCUGCAAGUGUAUCUUUGUACCUAAAAUCAAAGUUCCUCUUAUAGUCGUCAAAUCUGAUGGAGGCUAUAAUUAUGACUCGACUGAUCUCGCAGCAAUGGAGUACAGGGUUAAUGUUGAAAAGGCUGAUAGGAUUAUUGUCCUCACUGAUAUGGGACAGAGCUUCCAUUUUAAACAAUUAGAAGGCGCUUCCAAGCUCGCAGGCAUUCUUGACCCAAAGAAGCAUAGAUUUGACCAUAUGGGAUUUGGACUUGUACUUGAUGCAAAUGGUGAAAAGAUCAAGUCUAGAUCAGGAGAAUCAAUCCAGUUAAUGAGUCUCCUUGAUGAGGCCAGAGAUAGAGCAGCCGAAGUAUGUAAGCAAAAGCAUGAGAACUCUAAGGAAGAAGAAAAACUAACUGAGGAGGAGUAUCUGGAGAGAGGAGAAAUCAUUGGUAUGACCUCUGUGAAGUACUACGAUCUUAAGCAAAAUAGAACUUCCUCAUAUGGUUUCUCUUAUGAUAAGAUUCUCGACCCUAAAGGGGAUACUGGAGUCUACCUCCUCUACAUGUAUGUCAGACUUUGCUCAAUCUUGAGAAAGGGAGGAUAUGAUGAAGAGAGACUUGCGGAAGUUGCAAAGGAAGCUGAGUUAAAUCUUGAGACUCCUGAAGAAAUCAAUUUGGGAUUAUUGCUUCUCAGACUUCCUGAGUAUAUUGACGGAGUUUUCAAUGACCUUCAGAUAAACAAGAUUUGUAACAUGCUUUAUGACAUUAGUACCCAGAUCGGUUCCUUCUAUGCGAACAACAAGGUGCUGGGUGACGAGAAGGAGUUACCUAGAAUCCUUCUGAUCGAGCUCACAAGAAAGGUGAUGAAGACUCUCUUCAAUCUCUUAGGCAUGGACACUAUUGAUAAGAUCUAAAUACUAUGUUCCUUACUAAAUGUUGUCAAAUU